This is a messenger RNA of Temnothorax curvispinosus, 1734 nucleotides long. Its product is annotated as trypsin-3-like. NCBI's taxonomy places the organism in Eukaryota, Metazoa, Arthropoda, Insecta, Hymenoptera, Formicidae. Gene Ontology annotation, molecular function: serine-type endopeptidase activity. The record is from RefSeq and is a predicted model, not a curated record. Bases 41 to 1024 code for a protein of 327 amino acids. Gene Ontology annotation, biological process: proteolysis. The transcript is spliced from 7 exons.
GCUAGCGACAGUCAGACAGUCGUUCUGUGGUAGUGACUAAAUGACGAACCUUCGUGAAUCGUGGAGAACAAUGCGGUCUACGUUACAUUUAUUAGUGCUUCUGACGAUUCUAUAUCUCGUCCAUGGCUCGCCAACCGAUCUUCUUCCUGACGAUAUUCCUCCUGACAUGACGCCAACGACUUUCGAUUUGACUGGUCGCAUAGUUAAUGGCACAAAGGCCGUUUUGAAGCAAUUCCCUUAUCAGGUGUCUUUAAUGCGCAGCUACUCCAAAACGCACUUUUGCGGCGGAAGUUUGAUUAGCUCUUCUCUAGUCCUAACUGCAGGUCACUGCAUGUAUAUGUCUGGAAAGGUUAUACAACCAUGGACGAUUAUGGUGGUUGGAGGAGUAGUAAAGUUGUCCGACAACAGAACGAAUCGACAGGAAAGGGGCGUUGUGACUAUCAGGAUUCACCCGAAAUUUAAUCUUAGAACCUUGCACAAUGACGUUGCCGUUUUGAAACUAUCGCAACCCUUUAAGUUUACUCCGGAAGUUCGUAGUGUGCCCUUGCCAGGGAACGCACCCGUACCCAAGACAGUUUGCCAGGUACCUGGUUGGGGUUAUCAAUCGUCCAAUAUCCCAAUAACGUCUCCCGACUUGCUGUACGUGGAUUUACCUAUUCGAAGCGUAAACGAAUGUCGCAAACUGCUCAAAAACGUAACAGAUUUGCCAGCGGGAAUGUUUUGUGCUGGUUAUCUAGAGGGUGGAAGAGACGCUUGUCAAGGUGAUUCCGGCGGCGGGAUGGUCUGCAAAGGUGUUCUGACCGGUGUCGUUUCGGGUGGCAAGGGGUGUGCUAAGCCACUGCUGCCAGGGGUGUACGCGGAUAUUUUUCACUACUUGAAUUGGAUAUUAGAUGAGAAAGAAAUAGUGGUGAUAGUGCAAAGACGUGAUUUUGGAAAUCACGGCACGUCUAACAUGUCGUCCAUUACGAUCAUGAUAAUCUCCUUUCUCCUUUGUGCUGUUAUCAAUUACACCUCUAGACCUUGAAGCUGAGAUACUCUGUUGACACGUUGAUAUGUAUGUUUGAAGAUAUUAUUGAACAAGAAACAGUUUUUAUGGGUGUUAUGUGGUAAUACCAGAGUUUACGACCGUGUUUGUAAUGUCGCGUGACCAUAUAUGUGACUUGGCGAGUGAAAUACCUUACCAAAUAAAUAAAGUUUAAAAUUAGUAAGACUGCUUUUAUGAUUUAAAUAGUUGCGUUUGAAGUUUUAAACGAAUAUCGUGUAUCACAAUUUAUCAAGUUGUAAGUUAUUCUCGAUUAAUUAUUUAGUUUGCGAGAUUGUUAAUGAGAUUCACUACAUUUUAAACAAUUAAUUUUAAAUAAUCACGCGAGAGAUAUUUAAAAUGUUUUAUUUCAUAAUGUAGCUUGAACUUGAAUCCAUCGAUCUUAAUUUAUUUCACAUUUCAUUCUUUAUUGUUUUGGCUGUGUUCGUUGAAGCACGUUUAAAAAUUUUCAUGAUACUUGAAACGCAAUAUGAUUUAGUAAUUGAUUUCUGAUAAGCCAGUUGCACACAAUCCAUGAAACUGUCGAUAUCUCUGACAAUAGAAUGCAGAGAAAAUUAAUCUUGCUCGAUCUUGCUUCGUUGAUCUUAUCAGGAAAGAUUGUUUUAUUUUUUCUCUAAAUAUACACGUAUGAAGGAAAUAAAUCUUAUCGUUCUAUUAUAGUUGAGAUUGUAUAAAUAAAUAAGAUAAAGCCG